This is a messenger RNA of Glarea lozoyensis ATCC 20868, 1623 nucleotides long. Its product is annotated as L. The transcript is spliced from 3 exons. Bases 1 to 1623 code for a protein of 540 amino acids. The record is from RefSeq and is a predicted model, not a curated record. NCBI's taxonomy places the organism in Eukaryota, Fungi, Ascomycota, Leotiomycetes, Helotiales, Helotiaceae.
AUGAAGCCUGGAUACUCCAAUUUAGGGACUGCUGCGCCAUGGCUGCUGUGGCUGGCCGCCGUUCCGACAUGGACUGUUGCUGCUGAAAUUUCAUGCACCCAGCAAUCGCGCACAAUUACGACACAAGCUGAAGCAGAUGCUCUCAGCUCUUGCGUCAAUGUCACCGGUACGAUCAUCGUCGAGAGCCAGUCCUUGACACAGCUCACGUUGAAUGGCAUCGAACGAGUCGAUAACCUUCAAAUCAGUUCGUCACCUUUAUUGGUCGACGUCUCUGCUCCUGCUCUAUAUUGGAUAAACCACAAUUUCACCAUCUCGGAUGUCCGUCUACUAUCGAAUCUGUCUCUACCCUCGCUGAGCACAGCGGCCGUCGAUACGUUAUCCUGGAUCAAUGUACCGAAUCUUGUUCAGCCGGUCUUGCGAAAAGAAGCUGAUCAAUAUGGCAACGUCGGAGCCAACAUAUAUGGGGAUUUGAUCAUAUCGUCGUCCGGUAUACAAGAUCUGGACUUUUUCAAUUUUGGCACAUUUAAUCAGGCGCAGAAUGUUCGAAUAGUCAGCAACAAAGAUCUCCGUACGAUCAAUUUGACCACACUCGAAGAGGCACAAUCAAUACAUAUCGCCAGUAAUGGACCGAACAUGAUUGUAGAUUUACCCGCAUUAUCUCGUGCCAAUUCACUUUCGUUGGAAGGAGUCUCUGUGGUGAGCGUUCCACGACUUACGAAGGUCGAUGGAAACUUUGUGCUUUCGGGAAAUUCGUUUGAGCGAUUUGCAGCUCCGGCAUUCAAUGGAGUCGCAGGAGAUAUACACAUUGAAGACAACGAAUUGCUUUCGGAUCUGAGUCUGCCAAUGCUGACCGAAGUUGGCGGUGGAUUGAGUAAUGGCUCCUUUACAGUUGCCAACAACCCAGGCCUCAAAUCUUUGAAUUUAGAGCGUUUAGGAGGAGGGACAGAGGUGGGCGCAUCUGGUGCUAUUGAUGGAAAUGCUAGUUUUUCAGGAAAUUUUGAGACUGUUUAUAUGCCAAGAUUGAUCGAUUAUACGGCGGGCUUCCAUAUAGCUACUACACAUGCAGACUUCAAUUGCACCCCUUUCGAUAGACUAUCAUAUUCUCCUAUAAACAAAGGGUCUCGAAAACUAUAUUCAUGUUCAGGAAUCGCAUUGGGCAGCACGACCGACACAGCUAUACACUAUUCCCAGAGCAAAGGCUCAUUACUGCCAAAAGGCGCAAUGGCGAUCAUCAUCAUCAUCGGCGCUGUAGCAGGAUUAGGUGCAGUUGCAUAUGCAUAUAGAUGUUUCCAUCGACGUAGGAUAGCCCAGAGGCAACUAGCUCCUACACAACCGUCACUGGCGGAUAUGGGAGUUAUGUUGCCUGGUAUUCGGGUACCACGCCAGCAUGAAGAUGGGGAUGGGAUUGAAAUGCUUCCUGAAUAUUCGAGGCAUGGGAAACCAGGAGAAGUGCCGCCAAAGUACGAUGAUAACGCGAUCUAUGGUGGACCACCGCCAGGCGCACCUCCUCCCGCUGUCACAAAGUCUUUCUUCACGAAUCUGGUUAGGUUGUCGAACUGGAGUCGAAGAGGAGGAAGCAAUGACGGGCCUGGUACGGGAACCAGUGGGCCGUCUGCGGUCUAA